CCCAUUUUCUGCCAAAUAAAGAACACCCAACUCCAAUUAGCACAACAUCAUAUCAAUUUUCUACAUAAUCGCAACCUUUUUCCUAACCUGCAACCCAAAAUACUAUCACCGGAAGAAGAAAGUAGAUUUCAUAACUCUAGAAUUAAAUGCUUGUUGUGGACCAAACUACUGCCUGCAAGCAAAUCCCAAAAAAGAAAGGGAUUAAUCUUCCAAUUACAGGCCCCAAUUUCAAAUGUAAAUUCUGGGCAAAUUUAGACCCCUCACUACCAAUUAUAUACAUCAACAGAUCCAUUGAAGAUCUCCCACAGCCACGGCCCCUGCUCACCAACAGGGCAAAGGCAGGGCAACCAAAACAACGACGACUCACCUUCCAACACCACCACCGCCAUCGUCGCCACUUCCUACGCUCUAGAUACGUCCGGUCGUGGAGAGGUAACCGUGGUUUCGUACACCCGCCGCUCCCUCGGCAGCGGAAACUACCUCGUCGUCGCGGCUUCGGCACUCCGAAAACAAAGCUCCACUUAAUGCACGACUCCGGCAGCGAGUUCUCGUGGGUGGAUUACCGCCAGCCCGGCAAAAUCGACAACCAUUUCGACCCUCGAUCCUCUUCCACCUUCUCCAGGGACGUCCGUGCUUGGUCGUUUGGAUUGGCAUCGAUCGGCGGCGGCAGCGCUAGGAGAAAGAAGAAACGAUGGGCUGAAGGAAGAAGACAGUGAGAUCCGAAGGAUUGGGGAUCGGAGAAGAAAGACAGAGAAACACG
Linum trigynum is the source of this 760-nucleotide messenger RNA. The record is from the annotation of a GenBank genome assembly. NCBI's taxonomy places the organism in Eukaryota, Viridiplantae, Streptophyta, Magnoliopsida, Malpighiales, Linaceae.